UGGUAUAGAAUGGUGAUUUUAUAGUAGAAGGUAGCAGAUUUUUGGGGCUAAAACUAGUUUAUAUAGAGGUAUCCUCGGUCACCUUUGGCAAGUAAAUGGGAUAAAUAAAUAUAAUGACUAUACCUUCAUACAAAUCACGCCAUAUGACAACAAGCAGCUGAAGACCUUAAUGACACUCACCGAUUCAGAUGACGUGGACAUAAUGAAACAUAGCCACGGUUUGAACGACACUACUGAUGUGCUUGUGUCGCCAAAAGAUCGGAUGAAGGUAGAAAAGUUUGCCAAGUUGAGAGGGAUGGGUGUUAAACUUGUAGACCAUUAUGGCAGAUAUUUCGAUAAGGAGGUGGCACUGAUAAUAAAACAUGACCAGUACCGGUCAUUACAAUAUAAUUCCUACCAAGAUAUAUCAAAGCACUUAAAAACUCUAUUAAAAGAAAAUCGCCGCUAUGUGAAACUGCAGGAUCUUGGUACGAGUUACGAAGGUCGAGUCAUGACCCUGAUCAAGAUCUCCGCUAACCACGGAGCCAGGAAUCCUAUCAUCUUUCUAGAUGCAGGUGCCCAUGCACGUGAGUGGGCGGCCCCUGCAUUUGCGAUGUACAUAAUCGACCAGCUGGUAAUGACGUUAAAUAAAAGUGAAACGGAAGAUCUGCUCGGCGUGGACUGGUACAUACUGCCCGUGGUCAACCCUGACGGCUAUGAGUACUCGAGAUCGGACCCUGAUAACCGUAUGUGGAGAAAAACGAGAUCGAAAACAUGGAGAGAGGAAUGCUUCGGGGCAGAUAUCAAUCGAAAUUACGAUUUCAUGUGGGGUUACCGCGGCGCUUCUUUCGAUCCUUGCAACUUCCAAACGUAUGCUGGUGAAAAGGCUUUCUCUGAACGCGAGACGAGACUAGUCCGCAAAGUUAUGAAGGAUAACUCCAAACGUAUCAAGCUGUAUAUGUCUAUACACUCAUACGGGGAAUACUUAAUUCAUCCUUGGGGUUUUACGGGAAGUUAUCUGCCAGAUCAAUGGGAGAAGUUCAAUCGUCUAGCACAAGUGUAUUCUAAGGCUGUAGUCAACGCGGGAGGGCGACCGUUUAGAGUCAUGAGCACUGGGCAAUGGUACCCAGCUUCCGGCGGAAGCGGUGAUUAUGCUUUUGCGGUGGAAAAGAUUCCAUACACAUACACUUUGGAAAUUACAGACGGCUACCAAUUCAACUAUCCAGAGGAACUCCUGCACACAGUUCUGCCACAGUAUUACGAAGGUUUGAAAGUUAUGGCUGAAGAAAUGAAACGAGAUUUUCCCAAUAAAGGCUGAAUGACAAU
This is a messenger RNA of Cydia amplana, 1305 nucleotides long. RefSeq names its product carboxypeptidase B-like. The transcript is spliced from 7 exons. Gene Ontology annotation, molecular function: metallocarboxypeptidase activity; zinc ion binding. Gene Ontology annotation, biological process: proteolysis. NCBI's taxonomy places the organism in Eukaryota, Metazoa, Arthropoda, Insecta, Lepidoptera, Tortricidae. Bases 170 to 1297 code for a protein of 375 amino acids. The record is from RefSeq and is a predicted model, not a curated record.